GGCGGCGCAUGCGCGGUGCGCACACGGCGAGGGGCCCGGGCCGGAGCCGCUUCCUGCAGCGCGGGGACCGGGAGCCGGGACCGGCAGCGGGGCUGGGGCCGGCAGCGGCGGGGCCGGGAGCGGCGGCGGCGGGGCCGUUCUCCUCCCCUCCCCCUCCCCACCGGUACACCGCAGCGCUUCGGCUGCUGGGCGCUGAUUGGCUGAAGGAGAGAGGGGCGACUACGUCACGCCGCUGACGCCACGGGGGACUCGCCGACACCGAGCGGGCGCAGGCGGCGAUGAAGAACCAAGGCGGGGAAGCCAAGGCAGCCCCGCGCCCCGCGGGCUCCUCCGUGGCCGGCGGCGCCCUGCUGCUGGAGGAGGGGGACACGGCCGAGCCCACGGCAGGGCUGGAAGCUCCUCUCGCGCAGGAGGACGCCAAGUCCUCCCGGCCUGCCGUGCGUGACGUCUCCGAAGAGCUGAGCAGACAGCUCGAGGACAUCUUGAACACGUACUGCGUGGAUGCCAGCCAGGAGGGUCCGGGCGAGGACGGCGGGCAGAGCGAGCCCGCGGAGCAGGAGGAGGCGGAGAAGUGUCGCAGCGAGUCCCCGAGGAACGGCGAGCAGGAGCCGGGUGGCCCCGAGAUGAACGGGGAGAAGGAGGGCACCAAGGGGACGGAGGAGUUCCGAGCUGGCGAGGAGUGCGGGGAGCGGGACCAGAAGAAGGCUCAGGAAAAGAAGAAAGCCAAGGGCCUAGGCAAGGAGAUCACUUUGCUGAUGCAGACGCUGAACACCCUGAGCACUCCAGAGGAGAAACUAGCGGCACUGUGCAAGAAAUACGCUGAGCUGCUGGAAGAGCACCGUAACUCCCAGAAGCAGAUGAAGAUCUUGCAGAAGAAGCAGACGCAGCUGGUGCAAGAGAAGGACCACCUGCAGAGCGAGCACAGCAAGGCCAUCCUGGCCCGCAGCAAGCUGGAGAGUCUGUGCCGUGAGCUCCAGAGGCACAACCGCACCCUCAAGGAGGAGGGUGUCCAGCGUGCCCGGGAGGAAGAGGAGAAGAGGAAGGAGGUGACCUCCCACUUCCAGGUGACGCUGAACGACAUCCAGCUCCAGAUGGAGCAGCACAACGAGAGGAACUCCAAGCUGCGCCAGGAGAACAUGGAGCUGGCGGAGCGGCUCAAGAAGCUCAUCGAGCAGUACGAGCUGCGGGAGGAGCACAUCGAGAAGGUGUUCAAACACAAGGACCUGCAGCAGCAGCUCGUGGACGCCAAGCUCGAGCAGGCACAGGAGAUGCUGAAGGAGGCAGAGGAGAGGCACCAGCGGGAGAAGGACUUUCUGCUGAAGGAAGCUGUGGAGUCGCAGAGGAUGUGUGAGCUGAUGAAGCAGCAGGAGACCCAUCUGAAGCAGCAGCUUGCUCUCUACACAGAGAAGUUUGAAGAAUUCCAGAACACCCUUUCCAAAAGCAGCGAAGUGUUCACGACAUUUAAACAGGAGAUGGAGAAGAUGACUAAGAAAAUUAAGAAGCUGGAGAAAGAGACCACCAUGUACCGUUCUCGCUGGGAGAGCAGCAACAAGGCUCUCUUGGAAAUGGCUGAAGAGAAAACCCUGCGGGAUAAAGAGCUGGAGGGGCUUCAGGUGAAAAUCCAGCGCUUGGAGAAACUGUGCCGAGCCCUGCAGACGGAGCGCAACGACCUCAACAAGAAGGUUCAGGACCUGUGUGCCCACGCGCCCCGGGCAGACAUGGACCUGUCGGAGCCCCUGAAGGACCCAGCCCGGGAGGGCUCCGAGGCGGUGGCGGGAGGUGCCCCGGCAGAGCAGCGCCUGGCUGAGGAUUGCCUCCACUCGGGAAAGCCAACGCACGGCACAGAUCCUGCGGAGCCGCUUGGAGAACUGAGCAUAGGAGGCCUGGGGCAGAGUGGGACUGAGGAAGGCACUCAGGGCGCUGACUGAGCUCGCCGUGUGGUAGGCAGAGGUAGGGCGAGGGAGGGUAGCGCGAAUGUUUCCAGACUCUGAUGGCCCUCUCCUGGUCCUUGGACAGGUGCAAGAGGACAGCCCUCCCUGGGCUUCGAGAUUUCCUAGCGUAGGUUUUUGGAGGGUUUUUAAAUUUUUAUAUAUAUAUAUAUGUGUGCGAGGCAUAUAUAUAUAUGGUAUAUAAAAUCUGUGCAGGGCAACGUACACUUUAUAUACGAAUAUAUAUGGAACCUAGAACGACCCACCUCCCUGCGUGUGCGUGAAUAACUAAUAUAUGGAGACUCAACUGAUUGUCCCUUUCACUAAAAGACCUUGUCAUUGGCAGGCUGUGACUCCCCCAAAAUCUAGUGCAGCUCAGGAAAGCAGGCGCAUGGAUCGGCCCCAGCCCUCCUCCGGCUCGUGGCACUGGGACAGCUGGAGGCUUCCUCCGCCUUCACGGCGAUGCUCUCGUGUUGAGUGACAGCAAAAGAGUUGAGCGAGGGAGAGCAGAAGCGUUUCCCAGCUCUGGAUUCUCCCUCCCUCCUCUGCAACAGGCAGGAGGGAGCUCCUGGACUUGCUGUUGCUUUGGCUGGCAGCUCUCUUGAGUGGGAGCCGAGCAAAGGAGGGCGAGAGAGGCCGUUCCUCCUCUGUGUAUGGGUUUUGUGUAUUGAAUGGGGACAAAAAGAAGCAAACCGUGGACGCCUGGUUCACCCAGGCCUCCUGCAGGGUCUUUGCUCUUCCCAGAACCUGCCAAUGUCUCGAUAGCCUUAUGAUUCACAGUUGCCUCUUUGCUAUACGCACAUGUGCACAAGUGUAUUAAACAGUUAAUCCAAAGGUCUAACUCCCAAGUGUUUUGCACAAGCACGUGUGACCAGUUGUGCAAGGGGACGGGGAGGGCCUUCAGCUGAGCUCUGCCCUGCGCCGGGACCACCCCGUGGUGCUGAGCUGCUCCUGGGGGCGUUCAGGGGGCUCCAGGAGGAUCCAACCCGGGUCUGCUCCGUGACCUGCUGAAGCCGAACCGCUGGGACCAGCACAGGCCCGUGCCGUGGGCCGGUCCCUCCUGCAGCCCCCUGCGGACCCUCCAGUCUGCACUGGUGCUGCCCGGCCCCCUCCUGGCCCUCUGCUUGGUCCCAGGUGCCAGCUGCUGCUGUGUCCGGGUGCCUCUGCCCACAGGACCCGACCCGCUUGUGCUGGGAGGGCGUUGAGAGACACGUGAGGCUGGCUGGCACGGGGCUUGGGGGAUUUCUCCUCAGUUUCUCAAGACUUCCUCUUUUCGCUGUUGUUUUGGGAGACCUCUGCUUCCUUGAAACCCUUCCUGCAGCUUCUCUCCAGCAGACUUUAUUUUCAGCAUUGCCUUCCUUUCGCUUGAAGCUGAAGUGAGCCGGCCUGGGCCGUUCCUUGCGGUGGCUGCAUUCAGUGGAACAGCUUUGGUUUCUUCUCUGGUGAUGCAGCUGCUCUUGCAUCUUCUCUCUGCAACUGUACAGUGCCCUUGCGAAGGACCUGCCCUGGGAGCAGCCUGCAGCAGGUGCCUCUGCGUCCCCCUUUCCUCCAAGGGAAGCCCAGCGAGUUCAGGUUUAAUGAAUGGGGUUGUCUACAGAGUCCAAUACGGCUCUGUAGAGCCACAGUCCUGAACAUCCACUAGGACACGUUCCCUGGAGUUCUGUGGGGCUUUUUCCUCUAGCCCUGCACCGCCAGCAUCGCUUCCUCCUGCAUGGGGAUGCCUCUGCCAGGAGCCUUCUGGAGCGAGUGAAUGUAGCUCUGGCCCAGCGGGAGCCCCCAGAUCCCCAGCAGCAGGGCUGGCCGAGGGCUGCAGCCUGGCUCUGGACUUCUCUUCUUGCUCUUUCAGUCAAAGAAAAAUCUCACAGCAAGUCACCACCACCACCACCUUUUUUUUUUUUUCUGUUAUGGUACAGAUAACCUCGGCGGGGGGCUGGUGUAUGUAUCUUGGUACCCAAUAGAAAUGCACCCAAACUC
This is a messenger RNA of Anas platyrhynchos (mallard), 3902 nucleotides long. It is a transcript of the gene TXLNA, whose product is annotated as taxilin alpha. The record is from RefSeq and is a predicted model, not a curated record. NCBI's taxonomy places the organism in Eukaryota, Metazoa, Chordata, Aves, Anseriformes, Anatidae. Gene Ontology annotation, molecular function: syntaxin binding.